Gigantopelta aegis is the source of this 2501-nucleotide messenger RNA. RefSeq lists its product as uncharacterized. The transcript is spliced from 6 exons. The annotation marks the transcript as partial. NCBI's taxonomy places the organism in Eukaryota, Metazoa, Mollusca, Gastropoda, Neomphalida, Peltospiridae. The record is from RefSeq and is a predicted model, not a curated record.
UAGUUGCAUCAAGCCAGCAGCAGGUUAUUUAUUCACAUCAUGGAGAGCUACACGAUGAUGAACUUGUCUCUUGUGUUGAAGAGCUUGAGACUACACACUUGUCACAGAUCAGCACUGUUUCUUUAGCCUCGACUCGGCCGACAGUGUCAGCUCCUCAGACUGUAACCUCGGUACCUGCUGUGGCACAGCCUCGUUCUAAAGUUGGGCCCAAGUCACAAAGAGUCACUGCCACUGUGACAUCACCAGCAGCUUCCAUGACACCAUCACAGUUACAAUCAAUUGGACAAGAGUAUUACCUUCCUGAUGGAUGGAAGAAGACACUGCCAGAGGCUGAUCAACAGUGGAUCGCCUGUGCUCUUUUUAAAGUGUCCAGCAGUAGAGGAAAGGCUGAACUUGACAUCGGCAAGAUCAACAAGCUCUGGUGGUACCCACCACAACCAGCGUUGAUCUGCAACCAGCCUCCCCAUUUCAACAGGUACUUCGCUCAGCGUCUUCUCUUGUGGAUGCCCAAGAAGCUGUGGUAUGUCCAACUCCACUGCCCACACCCAGCAUGUGAGAAGAAGGAGCUGACAUCUGCUGGGAUAUACCCUCGUGUGCGUCAGGUCCUCGACAUUGACGGGUACUACAGCUUGGCGGCCGAAUACCUGGAGUGUUCCAGAUGCAAGAGAAAGGUGAUCAGCUGGAGUGACGUCAUCAUCAAGCAGCUGGAUGUUGGCCAUCGCUUGCAGUUCCCAGUCAUCGUCACGUACAGAUACGCCUGUGAUGUGCGAGUCAUCAGGAUGCUGAGGCAGCGUGGACUCGGAAACAGCUCGACCCAGUUGCAGAAGAAGUUGCUGGAGCAACACAGCGAGGCCUGGCUACAAAAGACCGCUCACUACCUGACCGACUGCAAGGCUUUUGCAGAUGCCAAUCUCAACAGGCUAGUGCUGCGACCAUCAUUUGUGGAACCACCACCAGCUGCUUCGGUCCCAAAAUACAAGUGGCUGCUCAGUGCAUACUGCCAUGAUGUGAUGCUGAGGUUAGAUGAGAUCAAGUCAUCGAUCACCUCAACAUUUGGACAGGUGUUGAAAAUGGAUUCCACCAAGAAGGUGGUCAAAAAGCUUGCAGGUCACAGUGCAGGUACUGCUUCCUGGGCUACCAACAUAGGCAAUGAGCAUGGCCAGGUGCUGAUGAGUGUCCUCACAGCCAGUGAAGGGUGUGGUCUUGGACCGAUGGUGGCUGGCAUAGUGGGUCGCUAUGACAAGGCAGGUGUUCCUCCACCAAAGCUCCUCUAUGUUGACCGUGGCUGCUGUGGAAGAGAGUCACAACUGAGGUCAAUGUUCUCUGCAUGGCCUGAUCUCUGCAUAAGGCUGGAUGUGUGGCACUUCAUGCGUCGCUUUGCAAUUGGUUGCACCACCGAUGCCCAUCAGCUGUACGGAAUAUUCAUGGGUCGUCUGUCACAGUGUAUAUUUGAGUGGAGUAGGGAAGAUCUGCAAGCACUUAAAAAAGCAAAGCAGUCGGAACUGGUCAUGCAGCAUGUCGACAAGCCAUCCGAUGCAGAUGUCAUCAAGCGCAUUAGCAAGAAAGAGUUAUCUACCCACUGCAGACGAAGGACUCGUGGUGUAGAUCAGACAUCAAAGCUGAUAGCUCAGUUACUGGAAGCUUUUGAUGGAGAGCAGGGUUUAGACACUCUCGGUGUUCCCUUACUGGAUAAAGGACGCAUAUGGGACAUCUGGGAGUCACAGAAGCAGCAUAUUGCCUGUAUCCAGGAUCCUGAGGAUGUCCAGCUGUACACGGAGACUGCCACGUUGGUAAAGGGUGGAAUCAGUUUACCAGUCUACAGAUGUGCCCGUGGUUCUACUUCCCUCGAGUCUUUCCAUCUCCAUCUUAACAGAUUCAUUCCAGGUAAUUUAUUCAUUACAUUAUGCCACAUAAUAAUUAAACAAAGGCACAAUAUUUAAUGGUUACUGUGUUGUAUCAUUUCAGGUACGAGUGCAAGUGACAUGCACUUCCAAGCCUAUUUAUUAGAAGGUUUGGUUAGGUGGAAUGAGGACAGGGCAGCCGCUGCUGUGACAGUUGGUGCUUCAGAACCACACACCUAUAGCUGUCUUCUGCGACAUGCAGUCAAUGAAUUGGGCAACAGUGUUCUGGGCAAGACGUUCAACCCAAGUUUCACAGCACCCAGGAAGUAUACAGGAGAGUUGAUUGGGGUGGAGUACUUGUUCAGCCAGACAGGAGAAGUGCUGCAGGAUGUCAAUGUAGACCAUGAUGGUCCUGAGGCAGAAGACUUCGAUCCCACAGAUAAAGACGGUGAAGUGGACGAAGGUUUCGAUGACGAUGAAAUGGUUGAUGAUCAAACAGUUGCUCCAGUGGAAGAGGUUAUAGUGCCCCGGAAACAGCCGUGUGCGAUCGGACCCACUUCAUCUAGGUCCAUACCUGAACCACCACAUAACAUAGAUGUUCAAGGUAUUAUGAACCAUUUGGCAUGAUGUUAUUGGAAAUGGAGAACAAACAGAGUAUAA